AUGAAAUUUAACGAAAUUGUUGGGGAGAGUGGACACCUAGACCUGGGGAUUCAGAAGCAUGCCAAGGUUGGAGAGGUCCUGGCAACAGUUCGAAGAAGGCGACAUCACCAACAUACACUCAAUGAUAUCGAGCUGGAGAUACACAAACUGAGACAGAGUGGGACUGACGAUGAGGAUGUAGCAAAGUGGAAAGCAAGAGAUGGAAAUUACAAAGCAAAGUUUGUCACUAGGGAUACUUGGUAUCAAAUCCGAACUGCAAAGCCCAGCGUAAAUUGGUACAAAGGAGUUUGGUUCUCACAAUCCACUCCUAAGUACACAUUCAUGUCUUGGCUUGCUUUUCAAAAUCGGUUAGCCACUGGAGAAAGGAUCGCCACAUGGAACAUAAAUGCCAAUACAGGGUGUGUGCUCUGUAACGAACCAAUAGAGACAAGGAACCACCUUUUCUUCUCUUGCUCUUACUCGAUGAAGGUCUGGGAACAGCUGGCGAAAGGUUUGCUGAAGCAUCGAUUUGUAUCUGAUUGGGAGAGGAUUACGGUGCUACUGUUCAAUCCUCCAUUUGACAAGACAACAACCUAUCUGUUUUGA
Eutrema salsugineum is the source of this 585-nucleotide messenger RNA. RefSeq lists its product as uncharacterized. The transcript has a single exon. The record is from RefSeq and is a predicted model, not a curated record. Bases 1 to 585 code for a protein of 194 amino acids. Lineage: Eukaryota; Viridiplantae; Streptophyta; Magnoliopsida; Brassicales; Brassicaceae.